GCGACGGAAAUAACAAGCAUGUGACUGAAACAACAACAAGCCAAUAAAAGGAGACAGAUGGAAAACUUAAACCUAAGUGAGAAAAUGACCAAAUAAUUCAGUCUGUCAGUCAUUGCGCUAAGUUUUUGUGACAGCUUUAAGUUCCCCGUGUUCGCUUCUUUUUGUUGCUUAAAAUGAGUACAAACGAUAAUGCAAACUCGGGACUUUACAGCCAAACAGCCCCCAGAGAGUCAGAGGGGAACGAAACAACGCCUUUGCGGCCAAAUAUAAGCAGUGCCAGAGGCGCCUCCUUUGCUUUUUCUGUUUUUAACCUAAUGAAUGCAAUCAUGGGGAGUGGUAUUCUUGGACUUGCUUAUGUCAUGGCAAGCACUGGCAUACUUAGCUUUUGCAUCCUGUUGAUCCUCGUGUCCAGCCUGGCAGGAUAUUCCAUACAUCUUCUCCUCAAGCUCUGUGACCUGACAGGAAUUAGUUCAUACGAAGAUCUGGGCGGACGAGCAUUAAAAAAGACAGGAACAGUCCUUGUUGGAAUUACAAUCCUCAUCCAAAAUGUUGGUGCCAUGUCGUCAUAUUUGUUCAUUUUGAAGUCCGAGCUUCCGGCGGCCAUCGGCAGCAUCCUCAGUCCGGACCAGUCAGGAGAUGUUUGGUAUUUAGACGGCCGACUGGUCCUGAUCCUCAUUACGUUAUGUGUGGUGCUUCCCCUCGCGAUGUUUCCCAAAAUUGGCUUCCUGGGUUACACUAGCAGCCUGGCCUUCUUUUUCAUGCUCUACUUUGUCAUUGUGGUUGUGGUCAAGAAAUGGUCCAUCCCCUGCCCGCUACCACAAAACGUAACAUGCCAGGUAUCAAAUUCCUCUGACAUGGAAUGCACGCCGAGACUUUUCAUUGUCUCCAGUCGGGGUGCCUACGCUAUCCCGACCAUGGCCUUCUCUUUUUUGUGCCACACAGCUGUCCUUCCAAUCUACUGUGAACUGGACCGGCCGAGCAAAUCGAGGAUGCAGAAUGUUGUCAUUGUCAGCAUCAGCCUCAGUUUCCUGCUUUACUUGGUUUCGGCACUUUUUGGUUACCUCACCUUCUACGCUCAUGUAAAGUCUGAGCUUUUACUCAGCUACAAUGCGUACAUGCCACGUGACGUCUUGGUGAUGACGGUUCGGCUCGCCAUCCUUAUUUCAGUGCUGUUGACCGUACCAGUCAUCCACUUUCCCGCUCGUAAGGCCGUGAUCUUAGUGCUGCUUGGAAAUCGUCCAUUUUCCUGGUUGACCCACAUCAUGACCACUCUGGUCAUCCUGGGAGUGGUGCUCUUGCUGGCCAUCUUUGUGCCUGAUAUUCGAAACGUGUUUGGAGUAGUGGGAUCGACCACAUCCAGCUGCCUCUUGUUUGUCUUCCCCGGCCUCUUCUACCUCAAGAUUAGCCGCCAGCCUCUCAGAUCUUUAGACUCCAUCGGGGCGAUGUUCCUGGUGGCCUUUGGAUUAGUCGUGGGCGUCAUCAGCCUCUCAGGCAUCAUUUUCACAUGGGUACAAAGAUUUUAGCCCAUCCCCUCAUUCCUCUUUCUCAAAGCACAAGGGCAAAAAGGGAGAAUUAUACCAAAGAAAAUUUGGGAUGGGAUAAAAUGAUAGACACUUGGUAGUCUGUGUUCCUCAGGCUGUAUAUUUUUCCUGUAAAGUUUUUAUCAUGCAUAAAUAUCACAACAAGACUUUAAGAGCUGACCCCAAUUUCAGGUUGGCUAUCUUUUUGCUUUAAUUUUCCAUUUACCUCAUAAAUAUUUUAAAGGGAUAAUAUUGUUUACAUUCUAAGUUUUCCUCAUUGAAACUCCUGCACCUUUUCAAAUCAAGUGUAUCCCCAAUCUCCCAAAAGUAAUUUUUUGGAAGCACUUAACUGCUUCAUCAAAUAUUGUUAUCGCACAUAUUUGCCAAAUUUAAUCACGAUUAUUUCAUUUCACUAAAUUAUUUUUUUUGUAAUCAUUUGUCACUUAGAUUUGUCACUUUCUGUACAUUCCAAAUUGUGUAUAGUACGUUUGCUGCUACUUGGUGCUAGUCAUCAUUUGGAAUCCUCUUGAUUAUACUCUAAAUGGUUAUGUAACCUAUAAUCUGAUGUACUCUAAUCAAAUGAAAAACAUUAAAUAAAAGGGAAAUUCUGCAUUUU
Messenger RNA from Syngnathus acus (greater pipefish), 2136 nucleotides. It is a transcript of the gene slc38a6, whose product is annotated as solute carrier family 38 member 6. Gene Ontology annotation, biological process: amino acid transmembrane transport; L-glutamine transport. The coding region runs from base 174 to 1523 and encodes 449 amino acids. Lineage: Eukaryota; Metazoa; Chordata; Actinopteri; Syngnathiformes; Syngnathidae. The record is from RefSeq and is a predicted model, not a curated record. The transcript has 16 exons. Gene Ontology annotation, molecular function: L-glutamine transmembrane transporter activity.